Molecule: messenger RNA, 2651 nt
Organism: Zeugodacus cucurbitae (melon fly)
Lineage: Eukaryota; Metazoa; Arthropoda; Insecta; Diptera; Tephritidae
Gene: Axs
Product: anoctamin-8
Exons: 12
Coding region: 554-2437 (627 amino acids)
Biological process (GO): chloride transmembrane transport
Cellular component (GO): plasma membrane
Molecular function (GO): chloride channel activity
Source: RefSeq, a predicted model, not a curated record
AACGGUGUAAAGUUUGGAAAUCACGUUCAACUGACAUUUCAUUAGAAUAAUAGUGGUGCUGCCACGUUGGACAAAAACCAAUUGGGCCAUAUUUUUCCAGAUAACCGAUGUUUUUCCCUCACAGCGCACCAAAUUCUCCCAAAAGUAAUAAUUACAAUCCUGAUCCGGAAGCUGAAGUUCUGUGGGAGUGGGAUCGCAUGCCAGGCGGUGCGGCUAGCAAGCCCGCAAAGGGCGAAAAGGCGCCCCUUCAUAGCAAAAACAAAAACGCCGACAAAGAUGGCAAAGAUGACAACGUCAUAUCGAAUUGUUGUUGUUGGUGUUUAGUGAUUUUGACAAUUCUUACGGCAUGUUUAUUGUUUAUUUGUUUAUUUCUCUUACACCAUAUCAAGUAGGUUCAAUAUGCAAACUUAUACUGUAUUUAUGUGUUUUUGAAGUAUUUCUACUGCAUAUUCAUACAUUGCCAAAAAGUUGUUGUAGGUGAUAAUUGUUGGUGGUGAAGAGGUGGCCAAAAUUAUUAGAUACAUAUAUUUAUUAAUACAAUAAAGAGUGAAAAAUGUCAGAUGGUGCCAAAAGUCCACGUAUUACCUCGAUUAUCGAAAAUCAGUUGUUCCGGCGUCAACGGAGCAUCAGACAAAAGCAAUCCAUUGAUAUACCCGAUUUUGAGAAGACCUAUGCCGUAAUAAUUUUCUCGGACAAGGCCAAAUUGCGCCACUGCCAAGAUGUGGAAAAGAUAAUACAAGAAUUUAAAGUGCUUACAACGCUUGAGGUUAUAAGCAAAACAGAAAAAUACCUCUAUCUGUCUGCAACUACGGAUACACUGCUACGUUUCGCCGAUGAGGCCGAACUGAGUAAGCUCACCAUAACCGGCAGCAUGCAAAAAUUCAAUUGUGAUUGCAUAUCCGAUUAUUUGCUGCCUGGCAUGACACCUGCGGAUAUUGUGCGUGAAUUCGAGGGCCCGGUGCUGAUUAAAGAUAUCGUUAAACCAGCUAUACUAUCCUAUAUAAAAAAUGGCAUAGUUGAAGAUUUCUUCCCACUGCACAAUAUUGAGUAUUUAGAUCGAUUUGCAUUUGACUGGCGGCGUCGCCAAUUGCCCAUUGAAGAUAUAUGCAACUACUUCGGCGCAAGCAUCGCGCUCUAUUUCGGCUUCACUGAGUUCUACACGAAGGCGCUGAUAUUUCCCGCCAUUUUCGGUAUGCUGCAAUGUGUGUGGAAUGUGAAUUUGUCAUUGGUUUGCAGUUUCUAUGUGCUUUGGACAACGAUUUUCCUGGAACUCUGGAAGCGCAAGUGCUCUGGCUAUUCGUACCGUUGGGGUAAUAUCGAGAUGAGUAGUCUGGACAAACCACGUUCGGCUUACCAUGGUGUACUUAAACCGGAUCCCAUAACGGGCAAAAUGAUGCUGCAAUAUCCCAUGCGCUACACUUAUCUGCAAAUGUAUUGUGUUUCGUACCCUGUAGUGCUAAUGUGCGUGGCAGCGGCUUCUUAUUUUGCGCUCUAUCAGUUUCAAAUAGAAGCUGAGGUGCUGGCAGAUUUUGGUCCCGACUCUUGGUUACUCUACAUACCCGUUAUCGUACAAUCAAUACUCAUAGCUAUUUUCUCAUGGGCUUACGAGAAGUUAGCCACCUUCUUGACUGAUCAGGAAAAUCAUCGCACACGCUCUCAAUACGAUCGUCAUCGUGUGAAUAAGCUAAUGCUUUUCGAAAUUGUCAACAAUUUUUUUUCGCUGUUCUACAUUGCAUUUGUGCUGCAGGAUCUGAAGCAGUUGAAAUAUCAAUUGAUGAUGCAGUUGCUCAUCUUUCAGAUUGUUUGCAUUGCACAAGAGAUUGGCAUUCCGCUCAUGGCCGUGGUGCGCCAGAAAUUCGUUAAGUAUAUGCAUAAAGAAAUCGACGAGGAAGUGAAGAAUAACGUCAGCGAUUUGGCACGCUACGAACAAUGUUUCUAUGAGGCUGGACUCGAUCAAUAUCAGUCGACCUAUGAGGAUUACCUGCAAAUGUGCAUACAAUUCGGUUAUGUGGUGUUGUUUGCCGCCGUAGCGCCAUUUGCUGCUCUCGGUGCUUUAAUCAACAACAUUUUUGCCAUGCAUAUCGAUUUGUUUAAGCUCUGUAACAUAUUCAAACGUCCGUUCGGCAGGCGCGCAAAGAAUACGGGCGCAUGGCAGUCGGCUUUUGAACUACUUUCGGUGAUGGCGAUUCUAAGCAAUUGCGGUUUGCUUUAUUUGCAGCCAAAUGUGAAAGGUUUCUUCUCCAAACUGUUUCCACAAAUGCCUGACAUCACUUUUAUACUCUUCGAACAUCUGUUGUUGGGUUUAAAAUUCGUUAUACACAAAGUGAUUCAUGAGCGUCCACGUUGGGUGCGCAUUGCUUUGCUGAAGGCUGACUACGAAUCUGACGAAGCUUACAAAAAACUGAAAAAAUUCAAGGCGCUCAACAAAAUUGACUAAAAUUAUGUGACAUUUUGCUAAACAGAAUCUCCUGAAAGUGACAAAACUGCGACAGUUUGAGCGCAGCUGUAAUAAUUGUAACCAAUUGAGUGCUAGUGGCGAACCAGUGAUGUUUUAAAUAUUUUUUUAUUUAUUUAUUUUUUAAAUCUAUAUAUAUUUAUUUUGAUAUAUAUGUAUUAUCUUUAUUUAAAUUGAUUUUUUUUAUUUAAAUUUA